This is a messenger RNA of Penicillium cosmopolitanum, 828 nucleotides long. Its product is annotated as carbon-nitrogen hydrolase family protein. The record is from RefSeq and is a predicted model, not a curated record. NCBI's taxonomy places the organism in Eukaryota, Fungi, Ascomycota, Eurotiomycetes, Eurotiales, Aspergillaceae. The transcript is spliced from 5 exons. Gene Ontology annotation, molecular function: hydrolase activity, acting on carbon-nitrogen (but not peptide) bonds, in linear amides. The coding region runs from base 1 to 828 and encodes 275 amino acids.
AUGGCAUCAACUCGACGCGUUGCCGUGAUCCAAUGGCAUAUCAAGGAUGUGGAGGCAGAACAAAAUCAUGCCACUGCAUGCAACUAUAUCCGGCAGUCUGCAGCUGAAGGCGCAGAGCUAGCCGUUCUGCCUGAAUACCAUCUCAGUGGAAUGGUUCCCAAUGAUCCCCGCUGGGCAAUCCAAGCAGCUGAUUCUGCCAAAUUUGCAUCGUACCCGGAACGAUCAUUGAGAAGCAGGAGGGACCGAAUGGAACCCCCCAUCUUCUACAACACAGCUUAUUUUAUAUCUAACGAUGGUUCGAUCCUUGGAUCAUAUAUCAAGAAGAACAUCUGGCACCCUGAGCGCCCGCACCUCACCUCUUCCGGCUUGGACCGCCAUGUUGCCAUCGACACACCGAUCGGUCGCGUGGGCAUGCUGAUCUGCUGGGAUUUGGCGUUCCCCGAGGCAUUCCGCGAGUUGAUUGCCGAUGGGGCUGACAUCGUGAUCAUCCCCACAUACUGGACCCCACACGACGCCUCUGCGGAUUGUAUCAAGUACAAUCCAAACACAGAAGGACUUUUCCUCGAAACAACACUCACAGCCCGCGCUUUCGAGAACACUUGCGGUAUCAUCUUCUGCAAUGCUGCCGGGCCAUCCGAGGAUUUCCUCGGCUUGUCGCAAAUCACCCUUCCUUUGGUGGGGCCUGUUGCGAAAAUGGGAUCCGAGGAGGGAAUCUGCGUCGCCGAUAUGGACCUUAAGGUGCUAGAGGUUGCAGAGAAGAAUUAUAAGGUGAGACAGGAUAUCAAGAAGGACGAUUGGCAUUAUGUCUAUCGGCAUAGUUCGAAGUAG